Messenger RNA from Eutrema salsugineum, 2893 nucleotides. RefSeq lists its product as uncharacterized. Gene Ontology annotation, cellular component: nucleus. Lineage: Eukaryota; Viridiplantae; Streptophyta; Magnoliopsida; Brassicales; Brassicaceae. The record is from RefSeq and is a predicted model, not a curated record. The transcript has 14 exons. Gene Ontology annotation, molecular function: ATP binding; protein serine/threonine kinase activity. Gene Ontology annotation, biological process: mitotic DNA damage checkpoint signaling; protein phosphorylation. Bases 1 to 2751 code for a protein of 916 amino acids.
AUGUCUGAAGACUCGGAACCGCGUCAACUCGGGAGAUCGACCGCCGGCGGAGAGCUAAUAGGUCUUGGUCUCACUGAGUCAGACGGCGAGGAGCAUUUCUAUCACCAGAAAGCUUUGGAGUUAUGUCGUCACCUACUCUUCGUUGGCCACUCAGAACUAGUUACAGAUCUUUCUUCACAAUGUACACACUUCCAAGCUUCGCCUGAGCUCGUCAAAGUUCUUUGCUCGAUUCCUAAUUCCCCUGUCUCCCUUACCGGAGACGGCUUAUCCGUGACUCUCUCGCGCGAGUUGCUCUCCGAUCCGGCCUGUUUCGCCUGUAGUUUGGGUGUGCCGGAAAAUGUUUUGUUUGAACAGAUUACGCGUUUCUCGGAUCCGAGAGCUCCCAAGCCUAAGCGAAAUGGUCUCGGGCAUAUGGGAGAAAAUGAGGAGCAAGAAGAGCUGCAGCUCAUGCCAUUGCCCAAAAGAAGCCGAAAGGAGGAACCAGAUGUGAAUGACUACUCUGUAAUGGAUAGCAGAGCUAACGACAUGACAAAUAUUGCCAAUGGGUCCAUGCUUGAGACACUGAAAGCUUUUGAAUCCCAAGCUUCGCUUUUAGUUUUAGGUAGAGAUGGUCGAGAAAUAGGAGCAUUUGACCAAAGUCCUUGGUCUGGUCCACGGACUAGAAUUUUUGGAUGCGAGAUUUUCUCCAAUGCUUGUGUGGAUGUCGAUCCUAUGCACUGCUUGGGGGAACGCAAGCAAGAUUCGCCAUCUCCUCGAGAGGUUGGAUACUGUAAGCAAAUUGAGAUUGAAGAUUUUCAAAUUGUUGAUAACCUAAGAUUAUUCGAAGACGAUGAGGAUAAAAACGAGAAGGAUUUGUUCCAUAAGGGGGAGAUACGAACUCCCGAUGUGCAGUCCGAUCCUGCUGCCCCUUCGAUGCCAUCAGAAAAUGAGUUAAAAUCUGUAUAUAUUGUAGAGGACACUGAAGAUAUGCUUGCCUUGAGUUGUAACCCAUUAAAGCAAGAGGACAACGCUGUAGACAUCUUCAGCACCCCUGUCAAAGAGCUGCCUUUGAUGCCUUCUGCAACAAUAGCUAAUCAAGAUAGAUCCUUGGUACAGAAAACACAGGAUCUGUGCAAAUUAUCGGGAAACAGCAAAGGUUACAGCUGUUCCCCUGAGAAAAAACACACCAGGAAAUGUAAAGCUAUCCAGAGGUCAAAGCAGAAUCUUAACUCCGUUCGACCUAAAGAUCAGAAGGAUGAGUCAAAACAGAACACUUUUCCAGUUUUUGAUUCUUACACUAUUGUAGAGGAAGAAGGCUCAGGUGGCUACGGGAUUGUUUAUAAGGCAAAGAGGAAAACCGAUGGAAAAGAGUUUGCCAUUAAAUGUCCCCAUGCUGGUGCUCAGAAAUACUAUGUUAAUAAUGAACUCCGAAUGCUGGAGCGUUUUGGGGGGAAAAACUUUAUAAUAAAGUUUGAAGGCUGUCUUAAGAACGGAGAUUCCGAUUGCAUGAUCCUUGAGCACCUUGAACAUGACAGACCUGAUUGUUUGAGGAGAGAAAUAGACGUGUAUCAGCUACAGUUGUACGGAUACUGCAUGUUCAAAGCUCUGUCAAGUCUUCAUAAGCAGGGUGUUGUUCAUAGGGAUGUUAAGCCAGGCAACUUUCUUUUCUCUAGGAAGAGUAGCAAAGGCUGUCUCAUUGACUUUAACCUCGCCAUGGAUUUGCACCAGAAGCACAGGAGAGCCGAUAAAUCAAAAGCAGCUACAGAUCUCCCAACCGCCAGCAAGAAGCAUCAUACUUUGAUUAAAUCUCCUGACACGACCAACCGAGUGACCAACAAAUCUUCUCAGAAAACUUUAGCGCCAAAUAGUCUGAAGAAAGCAGCGGGAAAGAUAAGAGCUCAGACUGACAUGAGUAGAUGGGAGAGGUUCAAUAGCCAAGGCGCGGAAGGGUCUGGCUUAACUUCGGCCAAAGAUGUGACCAGCACAAGGAACCACCCUUCAGGUGAAAAGAGGAGAGAGCCUUUGCCAUGUCAUGGAAGGAAAGAGCUUCUAAACUUUCUGCAAGAGACAAUGUCUGGUUCAAUUCCAAACCACGAAGUAUCAUCCAAAGCUCCUACAUCUAUGAGAAAACGUGUUGCUGCUCAUCCAGGGAAAGCUGAGAAACAGCUUCUUCAUCUGACCCCAAUGCCGCUGCGCUCUAAUGGUCGGCGUGAAGCAGGGGAUGUAAGUAAGAAGAAAGAUGGUCCUUGCUCAGGAACGAAAGGCUACCGAGCACCAGAGGUUUGCUUAAGAUCUUUGCACCAAGGACCUAAGAUCGACGUGUGGUCUGCAGGAGUUACUCUAUUAUAUCUAAUGAUGGGAAAAACACCUUUUACUGGUGACCCUGAACAGAACAUAAAGGACAUUGCGCAGCUACGAGGCAGUGAAGAAUUAUGGGAAGUAGCCAAGCUGCAUAACCGUGAAUCUUCUUUCCCUGAGGAAUUAUACGAGUCAAGGUACUUGAAGAGGAUGGAGCUGAGAAAAUGGUGCGAAAUCAACACAAAACGCAGAGACUUCCUAGACGUGAUUCCACGGUCGCUGCUUGACCUUGUUGAUAAGUGUUUGACUGUUAACCCAAGGCUACGAAUCGGCGCAGAGGAUGCUCUCAAGCACGACUUCUUUUAUACAAUCCAUGAAAAUGAAACCCUUAGAAAACAAAGGCUCCUAAAGCAGCAGCAAACGGGAACGCAGCCUCCAGUGGUGGCUAAUUCAGUAGGCCAACCGCUAAGCUAGAAAUCACAAAUGUAAAUUAAGUAAUAACAAAAUAUUAUAUGAAAGCUUCACUCCACAGGCCACACCACAAAUCCCAUAGUAGUAUAUGUCUAUAUGACUAGGGAACAUAUCAUAUUUGUUAUUAGAAGCAAGUCUAACUUCA